UUCCGCGACGGCUACAGCAGUAGCCACAUGAAGAGAGUAACAGUCAAUGCCCCGCGUCUCGAAGGGGAGAGUCGCGCCCAUGGGUAUGACUCGUGGAGAAGGUCGCUUAUCCAAGCGGCCAAGACUGUAGGACUGGACGGCCAAUUGAUCGGCAACAACAAGAGGACCUGUGGAUGGAGGACCAGGGAGGGCGCGAGCGUCGCCCCAUCUACCACGUCGACCGGCACGGCCGAUGUGGGCGGCGGCGAGGACGACCGCCGCAGCAGCAGCAGCCGCGGUAGCGGCGGCGGCGGCGGCAGCGGCGGCGACAGCAGUAGCCGCGGUAGCGGCGGCAGUGGCAGCGACAGCAGCAGCCGCGGCAGCAGCGGCGAUGACGGCGGCAACGACAGCAGCAGUGGCAGCGACAGCGAGACGGAUCUCCCGGCGCUCUGUGGGCCAGAGGCCCGGCGGCUCGCCCGCUUCGACAAGCCGGCGGAACUCACCAGCCGCCGCACUAGGGAGAACCCUCGCCGAAAUCCGAGGUACGAGUCGCCCCCGUCGCCGCCCACAUCGGCCCCGUCGCCGACAAGUGCCGAAGCCCUGCUCGCCUCGGUGGCGAGGUUUCCCGUCAGCAGCACGGAGGAGUUCACCAGCUGGAUGCUCUCGGCGGUGCUUCACGUGGCGGAGGGGCUAGAGGCGAGGGUGGUGCGAGAGUUGCUGUCCGAGCGCGCGCAGGAGGCCCACGCUGCGCGCCAAGAGGCGGAGGAUUUCCUGCUGGCCCUGCUCGCCUCGGUGGCGAGGUUUCCCGUCAGCAGCACGGAGGAGUUCACCAGCUGGAUGCUCUCGGCGGUGCUUUACGUGGCGGAGGGGCUAGAGGCGAGGGUGGUGCGAGAAUUGCUGUUCGACCGAGCGGAGGAUGCCCACGCUGCGCGCCAAGAGGCGGAGGACUUCCUGCUGGGUACGGUGGACCUCAUGCUCAACUCGCCAGNGCGUCCAGACGUCUCGUUCGCCGUGCGUGCGGUAGCGCGCCACGCCCACGCCCCGGCGAAGCGGCACUGGGAUGCCAUACAGAAGAUCCUCGGCUACCUGAAAGGGACGAGGGACCUCGGCAUCACCUACAAACGGGAAUCGGGGUUAGGGCUGGCCGUGGUGGCGACGACGGUUGGAGGUACCGUAGUCAACCAUGGUAGCAAUACACAGAGCAUCGUGUCUCUGUCCUCGACGGAAGCCGAGUACAUUGCUGCCGGGGAGGGCGUCAAAGAGGCGUUGUUUGUGCGUGCCGUGCUUUCAUUUGUUGCCCCAGAGACCAGUGGUAGCAGCAUCCAGGUCCUUGAGGACAACCAGGUGGCCAUAGCGUUGGUGUAG
Ectocarpus sp. CCAP 1310/34 is the source of this 1344-nucleotide messenger RNA. The record is from the annotation of a GenBank genome assembly. Lineage: Eukaryota; Phaeophyceae; Ectocarpales; Ectocarpaceae.